GUACCUCGAGGGCCGAGCGCCAUUCGUCAUUCUCCACCGAGCGCUCCAUGCGAGCGGCUGUAUCGCGCGCGGAAACAAAGAAAGUGCAAAAAAAGUGUAAUCGUGAUGAAUUAAAAAGUGAUCUUUCUGUGGUGAUGGCGCUGUCUACUAAUGAUAUGCCUUACUGGGCGAAUGAGGAGGUGUCCUGGACUGCAGACAACGGGUCCUGGGAGCCAGCCAGCCUGGGCGCAAGCGAGUUCGGGUCAGAGCUGUCUUUCACCGACGAAUCCCCCGGCAGUCUUCAACUGUCUUAUGAUGACGAGGAACAAGACACGGAGGUUAACACCGUGGAGUACGAUGCGGUGGAGGUUGAAGCCACAGAAGGAGAUGCCAUAAAGCAGGAAAAUGUGGAUCAGGAAGCUAUGGAACGGGAAGCUAUGGAGCGGGAAGCUAUGGAGCGGGAAGCUAUGGAGAGAGACGCUAUAGUGCGAGAUGCCGAGGAGCUGAAUGCAGUGCAGUUGCAGGCGAUGCGCGAACUUGACAAUUAUAUGAGAAUGGGCAAUGUUGCCAUCAAGGAAGAAAUUGCAGACUUCUCCGACAGCGCUAGCGGCGACGAGCAGCCAACUGGAGGCAAGCGCUCGUCCCGCCGCCUGCGCCGUGCCGCCGCGUCCCCCGCGCCCCCCGCGGCCCCCGGCGGCCGGCGGCGCCGCGGGGGCGUGUCCUCCAGGGAGCGCAACCUGCGCCGGCUGGAGAGCAAUGAGAGGGAGCGGCAAAGGAUGCACUCGCUGAAUAGGGCUUUCGAUGGUCUCCGGCGGGUGCUGCCUCACGUGCGGCUGGAGCGCCGGAACUUGUCCAAAUUGGAGACGCUGACCCUGGCCACCAACUACGUCAAGUCGCUGACCAACCUCGUGUGCGUGCUUCGCGGCGCUGAGUUCCGAUACAAGUUCAACGACAGCGACGACGAUCUCCCUGAAGACAUCAUGCGGAUGCUGAUACUUCGCAACCAAAACAACAACAAUGUUGAUGUCGGGAGGUCGCCCCCGCAGCCUCGCCGUGGCUUGUGACAGCGGAGGACCAUCCGGCGCCCGCUGCGCUACCGCAGGCACUGAGUACUGAGGCGGCGGCUAACAGAUGUGCUGUUCUGUAACUUUAACUUUGAAACGUUUGUUGGUUUUUGCAUUUAUUUAUAUAUUAGGUAAUUUUUGCCCCUUGAAAGUCGAUGGAAUUAGUAGGUAGAAGUAGCAAAAAACUUUACGUUCAAAGAGAUAUUCCUGUUUUUUUUUACCAAGUGCUGAAAUUGAUAAAUUGGUGAUUCCG
This is a messenger RNA of Plutella xylostella (diamondback moth), 1296 nucleotides long. It is a transcript of the gene dimm, whose product is annotated as class A basic helix-loop-helix protein 15-like. NCBI's taxonomy places the organism in Eukaryota, Metazoa, Arthropoda, Insecta, Lepidoptera, Plutellidae. Gene Ontology annotation, molecular function: DNA-binding transcription factor activity, RNA polymerase II-specific; protein dimerization activity; E-box binding. The record is from RefSeq and is a predicted model, not a curated record. Gene Ontology annotation, cellular component: nucleus. Gene Ontology annotation, biological process: positive regulation of transcription by RNA polymerase II; sensory organ development; axon development.